Messenger RNA from Trichobilharzia regenti, 2715 nucleotides. The record is from the annotation of a GenBank genome assembly. NCBI's taxonomy places the organism in Eukaryota, Metazoa, Platyhelminthes, Trematoda, Strigeidida, Schistosomatidae.
AUGUAUCUUUUAUCCGUCAAUCUCUUAUUUAUCCUGAUGUAUGCACGCAUAAAUUCAAUUAAUCCGGAUUGUCGUUGUUAUUUAUUCACCAGUCAAUUGCACACCAAUGGAACAUUUAAAUCCCCAAACUACAACAUGAUUUAUGGAACAGUUGAACAGUAUGAAUGCAUAGUAUACACAUUCAAAGCUAAACCAGAUGAGAUUGUACAUAUAACAUUCACUAGUUUUUACUUAUCACGCCUUCUUCUACUUCAUCCUUCGAUUUCAUCUUCUAAACAAUAUCAUUAUCAACAACAUACAAAGAAAAAUUUAUGUUCAGAGUAUAUUAGAAUAUACGACAACUUGCAGGAAAAUGAGCUAGGCGCUGAUGAUCCAUACAGUUAUGAGUUAUGCGGUACACUGAAUGAAAUGGAACAACAACACUAUAUCUCAAAGAAGAAUAUCCUAAUUAUAGAAGCACGUCUAUCGACAACUGGUUCAACAAAUUCACAAUUUAACGGUUUCACUGGAAAAUUUAUUUUUGAACCUAAAAAUCGAUAUACAAGUGAUGGUCAACAUGUAACAGGAACAAUUUGUGAUCGUUUAAUUAAAAGUCCAUUUUAUGAAGAAAAGUCAAUACAAUCAAUAACAAAUCGAUCAAGUAAAUCAAAGUCUGGUCAUUUCUUUAGUCCUAAUUAUCCUGAAAAUUAUCCUUCAAAUAUAGUGUGUAAUUAUUAUUUAAUUGGUCAAUCGCAUGAACGUGUCAUCCUCAACUUGAUCAAUGUACAAAUACAAAAUGUAGUUAACAGGAGCAGUAAACUCUCCUCAUAUGGGGAUUAUUUGCAAAUAUCUGAAGCACAGAAAAGUCAGCUGCCAAUAAAGUCUCCCGGUGUAUCAUCCUCCAAAGUAUUUUCCACAUCAUCAUUAUCAGCAUUAAAUUCAUUUUAUCAUUCAGUCAAUGUACCGAUACUUCAACCAACUCAAAUUAUUCAACACAUAUCUGGUAAACUGGUCAACGAUGUACAAAUUAUCUCUAAAGGUCCAUAUAUGCUUGUUACAUUUAGUAGUAAUAAGGAUGAUAGACAAUCACAAGGUUUUGAGGCUAGAUAUCAUUUUGUACACAAAAAUCAAGUGAAACCGACAAUCACGAACAGUUUGAAUGUUAAAGGCUUACUCGUCAAUCGUGAAUUAUCGAGUAAUCGGCAUAUUGAUGACAAUGGGAAGAUGGAUUUCGCUUCUUCUGACAUAGCCACUGAAAAAAAUCCAUCAAUUCUUCAGGAAAAAUUUAUUCAAUGGGAUAAAGAUCCACCCAGUGGAAAAAUAUAUUCUCCAGGUUAUCCAGAAGUAUAUCCACCGAAUCAAAUAAAAGAUUAUGUGUUUGUAGCACCACAAUCUGGAAAAGUGCGCAUUACAGUUCAAACACUGCAAUUAGAUGCUGACAAGGCAAUAAACUGUAGAACUCAUCUUGGCGACAGAUUAGAAAUAUAUACCAACUUAAAUCAAACUACAAAUCCAUGGAUUGUAAUAUGUGGUGCAAAAAAAUUAUUGGAAUAUCAAUCUAUUGAAUCAUUCAAUGAAUUUCUUAUGCUACGUUUCAUAUCAGACAGUAUAGUGUCUAAUAUAGAAAAAGGCUUUGAAUUACAUUAUGAAUUUACCAAUUUCACGGAUACUGUCACAACCAAUGUUUCUCUGAAUACUGCGACUACUAGCAAGAAUAUAAGUAGUAUGAGCAAUUAUCGUGAUCAUCAAGAGUCUGUACAACUCGAAUCAAAUUUAAUGGAUGAUAACAGAUAUGAAUUACUUCAAAAUUUCAACAAUAUGCUAGACAGAUCAAGUACAACUGAUGGUCAAAGUCAAAUUAAUGAUAAAAAUCAAAAUUAUGAUGUACGCAUACAGUCGUCAUCUUUAAUAAAACCUGUCAAUGAAAUUAGCAUGGAUGUCACGGUGAAUAAUGAAAAGAAAACAUGUUCAUUCAUAAUUGAAGCUAAUGAUCAACAGCGGUCAUCAACAUUCCAAAGUUUUAAUUUAAAGGACACCUUAAUAAAGUAUCAUGAAUCACAUUAUCGUAAUGAUAAACACCAUGAAUCAUUGUUAUGUAAUUGGAUGUUAAUUGGUAAACGAAAUCAACGUGUUCAAAUUCGUUUGAUCUCUAUAAACUCUAUGGUAAAUGAAUAUUCUGAUCAAUCGAUAAGAAUCAGAAGGAAGAAUACUAAAGAGAAGCAGUCAGAAGAGUUUGACAUAUCAUCAACUGGACAUAGUACAGCUACAUCUCAGUUGAAUCAAAUAAAUUUUAAUCGUUUUAGUAGUACUGUCAGUGGAUCAAGUUAUAAUGGACCAAAAAUCAGAUGUGAUACUCCUUAUUUAAUCAAAAUAUUCAACUAUCGAAUCCAGUCUACUUCUAUAAAUCAACCAACAUUUUCUAAGAAUUAUUUAUUCCCAAGAAUCAAUCAUAAAUCUAAUGAAAAAUUCAAUAAUAAUAAUCAUAAUCAAUUUAUGAAUGGAUUAAAAUCAGAGGAACAAAUAACUAUCUGUUUAGGAUCAACACUGGAUAUUGAUUUAAACAGAGCUAUUUACAUGUCUGGUUAUAUACCACGCAUGAAUAUAUUACUCUAUAGGAUUAAUUAUACUAAUGUUGGACAGUAUAGUCGACCAAUCACAAGGCCCGCCUACUCACCGCCAUCCACAUCAUCAUCAUUAUCGUCGCUGUCAGCAUCACACUUAUCCACCCACAGUUAA